AUGGUUGGAUAUGUCCCGUACUUUCAUUACUUUAUCAAUGAUUUGACACCCUCACAAGAUUUUUCUUAUCCCGGACUCAACCUUCCGAGCACCGGUCCAAAAGAACCGGAUUCGCAAGCAAUAAAAUCUGAACAACCGGAUUUGCAAACAAAAUCUGAACAAUUACAAGAAGAAACAGCAUCCUCUAUAAAGACAAAGAAUCGUGGUCGACCUCGAAAACCUAAUGUAACUACUUCGACUAAUGACCUCAACGAGGAUGCUGUCGCAGUUUCUUCACCUUCCACUACAACGGAAGCGACUGUUCAACCACCUGUCAAAAAAGCGAGAGUUGAAAGGAAAAACAAAAACAUCAAAGGCAAGACGAAAACUGUAAAAGAGAAAACAAAAGUAUUUGUGAAUGAGUGGGUUGAUGAUACAUAUCCAAUAAAUGUAAAGGAGCAACUGAUAACGAGCAGUAGUGAUGGUAAAGGUGCUGCUCUUGCUAUCAAAAUAAAUAAUAAUAAAAAAGGUGGCGGUGGUGGU
Messenger RNA from Ambispora leptoticha, 522 nucleotides. The record is from the annotation of a GenBank genome assembly. NCBI's taxonomy places the organism in Eukaryota, Fungi, Glomeromycota, Glomeromycetes, Archaeosporales, Ambisporaceae.